AUGGGAAUAAAGGUUCAACGUCCACGAUGUUUUUUUGACAUCGCUAUUAAUAACCAACCAGCUGGAAGAGUUGUCUUUGAAUUAUUUUCUGAUGUGUGUCCCAAAACAUGCGAGAACUUUCGUUGUCUUUGUACAGGUGAAAAGGGAACAGGAAAAUCAACUCAGAAGCCAUUGCAUUAUAAGAGCUGUCUCUUUCACAGAGUUGUCAAAGAUUUUAUGGUUCAGGGUGGAGACUUCAGUGAAGGAAAUGGACGAGGAGGGGAAUCUAUUUAUGGAGGAUUUUUUGAAGAUGAGAGUUUUGCUGUUAAACACAACAAAGAAUUUCUCUUGUCAAUGGCCAACAGAGGGAAGGAUACAAAUGGUUCUCAGUUUUUCAUAACAACAAAACCAACUCCUCAUUUAGAUGGGCAUCAUGUUGUUUUUGGGCAAGUGAUUUCUGGUCAAGAAGUUGUGAGGGAAAUAGAAAAUCAGAAAACAGAUGCAGCUAGCAAACCAUUUGCUGAGGUGCGGAUACUCAGUUGCGGAGAGCUAAUUCCCAAAUCUAAAGCUAAGAAAGAAGAAAAGAAAAGGCAUAAAUCCUCCUCCUCAUCAUCAUCCAGUGACUCAGAUAGCUCAAGUGAUUCUCAAUCCUCUUCUGAUUCUUCUGAUUCUGAAAGUGCUUCUGAAGAGAAAUCAAAAAAAAGAAAAAAGAAACAUAGGAAAAAUUCCCGAAAACACAAGAAAGAAAAGAAGAAGCGAAAGAAAAGCAAGAAAAGCCCAUCUAGUGAAAGUGAGGCUGAAAAUCUUGAUGCACAACCUCAGUCUACGGUCCGUCCAGAAGAGAUCCCUCCUAUACCUGAAAAUAGAUUUCUAAUGAGAAAAAGUCCUCCUAAAGCUGAUGAGAAAGAAAGGAAAAACAGAGAAAGAGACAGAGAGAGAGAGUGUAAUCUACUUAACUCCCAGCCUGCUUCAUACCAGAGGAGACUUUUAGUUACUAGGUCUGGCAGGAAAAUUAAAGGAAGAGGACCGAGGCGUUAUCGAACGCCAUCUAGAUCCAGAUCAAGGGAUCGUUUCAGACGGAGUGAGACUCCUCCACAUUGGAGGCAAGAGAUGCAAAGAGCUCAAAGAAUGAGAGUAUCAAGUGGUGAAAGAUGGAUCAAAGGGGAUAAGAGUGAGAUAAAUGAAAUAAAAGAAAAUCAAAGAAGCCCAGUUAGAGUAAAAGAGAAGAAAAUAACUGAUCUCAGGCAUGUGUCUGAGAGUCCAAACAGAAAAAGUGAAAAAGAAAAGAAAAUUAAAGACCAUAAAUCUAACAGCAAAGAGAGAGAGGUCAGAAGAAAUUCAGAGAAAGAGAAAGAUGAUAAGUAUUAUAAAAACAAGGUGAAGAAAAGGGCCAAAUCUAAAAGUAGGAGUAAAAGCAAAGAGAAAUCAAAGAGUAAGGAAAGGGAUACAAAGCAUAAUAGACAUGAAGAAAAGAGGAUGAGGUCAAGGAGUAAAGAAAAGGAUCAUGAGAGUACAAAAGAAAAAGAAAAAUCCGAUUCUAAAGGAAAAGAUCAGGAAAGGAGUAGAAGUAAAGAGAAGUCUAAACAGUUAGAAUCAAAGAGUAAUGAGCAUGAUCAUAAUAAAAGUAAGGAAAAGGAUAGACGUGCACAGUCUAGAAGUAGAGAACACGAUACAACUAAAGGCAAACACAGUUACAAUAGUAGAACAAGGGAACGAAGCAGAAGUAGGGACAGGAGCAGAAGAGUGCGAUCCAGAAGUCAUGACCGUGACCGCAGCAGAAGCAAGGAGUACCAUAGAUACAGAGAGCAGGAGUACAGGAGAAGAGGAAGGUCACGGAGCCGAGAGAGAAGAGCUACACCAGGAAGAUCGAGAAGUAAAGAUAGAAAGAGAAGGAGAAGAGAUUCACGGAGCUCAGAGAGAGAAGAAAGUCAAAGCAGGAACAAAGAAAAACAUAGAAACCAAGAAGGUAAGAGUUCACACAGAAAAGAAAAUUCUGAGGGUGAGAAGAGAAUGCACUCUAAAAAUCGUGAUCAUAAUAGUUCAAAUGAUAACAGGGAUAAAAAGGCUGAUAGAGAUCAAAGUCCAUUCGCAAAAACAAAACAAAGUAGUCAGGACAAUGAAUUAAAGUUCUCCACAUUAAAACAGAAGGAGGAUGAGAAGACCAGAUCCUCAGUGGAAAAAGAAAACCAAAUAUCAAAGGGUCAAGAAAAUGACCACGCACAUGAUAAAAAUAAAAAAUUUGAUCAUGAAUCAAGCCCUGGAACAGAUGAAGACAAAAGUGGAUGA
Pipistrellus nathusii (Nathusius's pipistrelle) is the source of this 2265-nucleotide messenger RNA. The record is from the annotation of a GenBank genome assembly. Lineage: Eukaryota; Metazoa; Chordata; Mammalia; Chiroptera; Vespertilionidae.